GACGGCGACGAUGGAAUCGUGUAAAAAGCCAGGAGAAAGAAAAAAAGGUCCGAUGGAGCGGGGUGGAGGUGGUACAGUAGAAAUGUUGAAAUCAACUCAUUCAAACUUCAUUCCUCCUACUCUUGCUGCGUAGUUCAUUUCUCGUCUUGAUGAUAUACUUCAACUCGUUCAAAGACCCUUCGUGCCCCUUUCUUUUGGUCUACUUGUCAAUCGGCCCUGGUAUCCCCGCGAGGACUGCGAGCUCCAUGAUCGUGUGCAACCACUGUGGCACUUCUAUGGACGGUGUAGAUGGACCUUGCACUGGCUGCAGCGGUAAAGGGAUUGCGAUAACCAGUCCGUUGCAGACCGGAUCAUCAGAGUCUCGCAACUCCGACAGAUGGGCCAAUAAUUAUACGGACAGCCCGAAUUCCAAGGAAAAUCGUGGCUCUAGCAGUCCUGGGACCUGCAUGAACACACGCAAUGCCGUCGUGCCCCCCUCGGCCUCCUUCGACGUCCUCUGCCCAGACAACGGCCAGAUUAAACUCACCCGAGUUCAUGGCUGUUUGUUGGAUCCCAAGAUCGUCUUGCCGCAAUGCUCGAACUGCAACUCAUCAAUUCCUGCCGGCAAAAAGCUAUUUGUACCUCCAUCCAGAUCUGGUUCUACUUUUUGCAGAUUGUGUUACUCGACUUUGUUUAGCCUUGGAGUUUGCCAUCUCUGUAAGGCUGCAGUGCUUGGGGACAAAGAGGAGGGAUUCGGAGGCCGGCAUGUCAAAGGGCUGAAUGCAAAGAUUUGGCACGCCAGAUGCUUUGCUUGCGUCCAUUGCGCUAUCAAUUUGUUCGACAUCGACCAUGUUGUGCUUGAAGACCAACCACAGUGUCGAAGCUGUGCAACUGUUUUUGUCCCUCCCGUCGCUCCUACUGAGAAUCGGGCGAGACGUUACAUUCGCCCCGGUGAAAUGAGAGUCCAAAGGGAUCUAAGCGAACCACCUACAACCAUCCGGACGCAUGUGUCAGCUACCAUGAGACCGGAGCAGGCAACACUUCGAUCGCCGGUACAGCAGAGGUCUUCCUUCCAGACAGUCAUGGCUAUUCAGGCAAAAGCGGGACUGGUCAGGCAGAUGCAGCAGGUUUUUGAGCGUGGCGGCACACAGAGGUGAGGCGUGGUGACUUAGCCGCACUAUGAUUUCGGUACAGUACAGUUGCUGUGCCCUAUUGGUCCUGUGAGACGAGAGUGGCAUGUAC
Kockovaella imperatae is the source of this 1221-nucleotide messenger RNA. RefSeq lists its product as hypothetical. The coding region runs from base 150 to 1136 and encodes 328 amino acids. The record is from RefSeq and is a predicted model, not a curated record. The transcript is spliced from 6 exons. NCBI's taxonomy places the organism in Eukaryota, Fungi, Basidiomycota, Tremellomycetes, Tremellales, Cuniculitremaceae.